AUGUCCGUUCUUGAGGCUAUUUUCGCAACAGGGUAUUUGCAUUCGCCCCCCGGAGAUAAGCCCGAACUGUUUCAUCAUAUCACUUUAGAGGACGCGGUUGCCAGCGAUCAGAAGGCAAUAGCAGAAAUGGUAUCCAAACGACCGCCAAAGAAAUCAUCAAGCGCUCUCCUGCACCUAGACACUAGGUUUGCGACCCCAGACGACAUAUCUUCGAGCGACAGCGUCAGCGAGACCUUCUGGGAUUUGUUCGCUGAGAUAAACGGGAUCUUACAUGUCGUUUUGCGCGUGGAUGUUUCUGCUCUCCAAAUCCUUCCUGACUUUACUCAGUAG
Letharia columbiana is the source of this 330-nucleotide messenger RNA. RefSeq lists its product as uncharacterized. Lineage: Eukaryota; Fungi; Ascomycota; Lecanoromycetes; Lecanorales; Parmeliaceae. The transcript is spliced from 3 exons. Bases 1 to 330 code for a protein of 109 amino acids. The record is from RefSeq and is a predicted model, not a curated record.